UCAGCGAUUGCGAGCGGGAGGCUGUUUCUUGUCUGUUGGGGCUUGUGUAUGUGUGUUUGCGGGGACUAAGGAGUACGUGGGGGCGAAACCGAACCGGCCAUGGCAGCAGCGGAGGAGGAGGAUGGGGGCCCCGAAGGGCCAAACUACGAGCGGGGAGGGGCGGGCGCGACCUUCGAAUGUAAUAUAUGCCUGGAGACUGCUCGGGAAGCUGUGAUCAGUAUGUGUGGCCACCUGUACUGUUGGCCCUGUCUUCAUCAGUGGCUGGAGACACGGCCAGAGCGGCAAGAGUGCCCAGUGUGUAAAGCUGGGAUCAGCAGAGAAAAGGUUGUCCCCCUUUAUGGGCGAGGGAGCCAGAAGCCCCAGGAUCCCAGAUUGAAAACUCCACCCCGCCCCCAAGGCCAGCGACCAGCUCCAGAGAGCAGAGGGGGAUUCCAGCCAUUUGGUGAUACUGGGGGCUUUCAUUUCUCAUUUGGUGUUGGUGCUUUUCCCUUCGGAUUUUUCACCACCGUCUUCAAUACCCAUGAGCCAUUCCGCCAGGGUGUAGGUGUGGAUCUGGGACAGGGUCACCCGGCCUCCAGCUGGCAGGACUCCCUCUUCCUGUUUCUCGCCAUCUUCUUCUUUUUCUGGCUGCUCAGUAUUUGAAUUAUGUCUCCUUUGCCCACCUCCAGCUAGAGGAGAAUCAGUAUUGGGGGUCCCUGUGGACCCUUCCUUACUCAUGGAUCCUCCCCCCAGCCCCUCCAUUUCUGUUGGCUAAGGCCAACCCUGGCCACUCUGCAGGAGGGUGUGGGUAGGAGCCACCUGCACGUAGGGUGGGAGAAGCAUCCUCUGAACUGCGCGCUCACUCAGUGGCACCCCUGGGUAGCAGCAUACCUCCCAGCUCGGAGAGGAGGAUGGACUGCAGAGAAGGUCUGUUUGUUCUCUUGCCUCAUCCUGUGCUUUCCCCACAUUUCUUGAUGUUGAAAGGUGGGCAAGACCCCCUCUGACUCUUCCCAAUUUUCCCCAUGUUGAUUUAAUUUAAUUUUUCUCUCCCCAGUGUCUAAUGUGGGUUCUGACUCUAAAUGCUCCCUUCCCCUCACUACCUUCUUUAUUACAAAUUCAAUAAACAAAUUGAAAUGUAUU
Molecule: messenger RNA, 1119 nt
Organism: Molossus molossus (Pallas's mastiff bat)
Lineage: Eukaryota; Metazoa; Chordata; Mammalia; Chiroptera; Molossidae
Gene: RNF5
Product: ring finger protein 5
Exons: 6
Coding region: 100-642 (180 amino acids)
Biological process (GO): ubiquitin-dependent protein catabolic process
Cellular component (GO): endoplasmic reticulum
Molecular function (GO): ubiquitin protein ligase activity; ubiquitin-like protein conjugating enzyme binding
Source: RefSeq, a predicted model, not a curated record